This is a messenger RNA of Echinococcus granulosus, 6855 nucleotides long. RefSeq names its product Ras-specific guanine nucleotide-releasing factor. Gene Ontology annotation, cellular component: plasma membrane. The transcript has 42 exons. The record is from RefSeq and is a predicted model, not a curated record. Lineage: Eukaryota; Metazoa; Platyhelminthes; Cestoda; Cyclophyllidea; Taeniidae. Gene Ontology annotation, biological process: Ras protein signal transduction; positive regulation of GTPase activity. The coding region runs from base 1 to 6855 and encodes 2284 amino acids. Gene Ontology annotation, molecular function: guanyl-nucleotide exchange factor activity; protein binding.
AUGCUUUUCCAAUUCGAGUCGGAUAAGUUGGACAAAGCGCCGUGUGGAAUGGCGCUACUGGAGGGCUCCUACUGCGAGAAAACCCUCGUACUGCGGACCUCCCGCGACACGCGCAUCGCACCGCAACACGAUCACUGCUUCACCAUCUGCUGUUUGCCGAAACGCAAGAAGUACUACGAGCUGCGAGCGGACAGUGAGGAGAAAUGCGACGACUGGGUUGCAGCCAUUCGAGGUGCAAGAUACUGCAGUGUAAUUGAGUCCAGACAGGAGCUGAAGGAGAAUCAGGCCUACCUGUUGCAGAUCUUGGAAACAGAACGAAAGGCUAAACUGCAGUACCUUCAACAAACCGAUGAGUUGGAAGCCGAAAUAAAGAAGCUAAAAAACGAACUCAACGCCAUUGCUCCGGCCAAGCCAAGCAAGAGCAUGUCCAUGGAGGAAUCUGACCAACUGCGCAAAAUCAAGAAGGUUCAGUCAUUUCUUCGUGGUUGGCUAUGCCGACGGCGAUGGAAACACAUCGUGGAGGAGUACCUCCUCUCACCUCACGCGGAAUCAAUGCGAAAACGCAACUCCAUCGUCUUCAAGCUGUUUGAAGGGGAGGAGGAAUAUGUUCAACAACUAAUCACUCUUGUUACCUGCUUCCUCCGACCAUUCAGAAUGGCGGCCAGCUCAAAGAAACCCAUAAUAACACAUGAGGAUGUGAACUCUAUCUACUUAAAUGUAUUCUGUCCAGCUAGUAGGGAAGUUAAGGAGGCAUCGUGUGUUUGCAUAUUUGAUGUCUCUACCCAGGGCCGCCCUCGAUCCUCCCAUCCGCUUCAUAUGUACUUCUUUCUUCCCGCUAAUGAUAACCAUCCAGCGGUUAAAGUACGGAUAGAUGUCCUCCUCCUCGAGACCUCCAGCGAUCUCUUUGAUAUGUUGCUGCCAAUGCUGGGCGUCUAUCAGGAAUACGUGCGCAAUCAUCACUAUUCUCUUCAAGUCCUGGCCGAGUAUAAAUUGAAGGAGGAGUUCACCCGGGCGUUGAAGAGAUGCGAGGAGAAAUCGCAAUGCGAGGGAAGAUCGAUUGAAUCCUUCCUCACCACUCCUAUGUAUCAGAUUCCGCGGUACCUUGUCACGUUGCACGAAAUCCUUGCCCACACACCUCAUGAACACGUCGAUAGAACGAAUUUGGAGUAUGCGAAGAGAAAAUUGGAGACCCUCUCUCAAGUAAUUCAUGAUGAGGUCAGUGAAACGGAGAAUAUUCGCAAGAACCUCGCGAUUGAACGUAUGAUCUCUGAUGGGUGCGAUAUCCUUCUCGAUGCAAAUCAGGUUUUUGUGAGACAGGGAACUCUAGCGCAGGUAACAAUGAAUAAGGCAACCUAUCCUUGCUCCCGAAUCACUCAGCUCAGUUCCUCAUCAUGUGAAAAGAAGGAGCGGUUGAGGCAGGUUUUUCUCUUCACAAAUCAUCUUCUUAUCGCCACGAGGACUAAUUCUGGGAGACUCAAGUUGGCCAAGAAGAACGGUAAAAUUCCUCUACAGGGUUGCGCCCUCAUCGAAGAAAUGGGUUCCGACUUAAGUCAAGACGAAAGCGGUCAUGGCUCUCCGCCGCCCAAUGACACCCCUGAAAGCGGCCUGAGUCCCGUCUCAAGGACACAGAGUGUAAACAGCUUUGGAGGACAAGAGGAUUUAAUUCCAAUGGAACCACAGCAACAACAGCCCACACCACCGUCACCGUCGUGGAAUUUGAUCCCCGCUAAAUUGGCGCAUGGAUCGUUGAUGCUGGCCGCACUGACACUGGGCACUACAGGAGGUGAUUACGCAGGGAAGUUCAGGCGGGAGACACGCACGAGCUCCCUCAAUCGCAAAAACGUUGCCGAUGACUCAGGUGAUGACAGUCCCACACAAAUUGCCUCAUUGAUGUCCACCUCACCCUCAACCAGCACCGCUCCUUACCUCGGAAGCUACAGAAAUCUCGCUUUUCAGAUAACAUGGCCAGGCAAUGAGGAGGAAACCUGCAGUAUUUGGCUAGUGGCCUCGAAUUUGCAAGAAAAGGAGGCCUGGUGCUCAGAUAUAAGUCAGUGCAUUGAACAACUCCACUAUAGUGACAUGCUGAGCAUUGCGCAUUCGGAGGUGUCAUCAAUCUCCAUGCCCUAUUCAGUUCGUUUGGAUCCUGGACUAUUCAAAGACUGUCCUGACAUUAAGUACCGGUCAACGAGGAACUCGUGCAAAAUGCCUCAAUACACAGUAGAAGUAAUCGUUGAUCCAUCAUUCUGCCUUAUGAAGGUUCGCCACGGCACCUUGGGCCGUCUCUUGGAUCGCCUUUUGGAUCCGCGGUUUCAGUCAAUUGACUACUUGAACACUUUCCUUCUUACUUACCGUGUCUUCACCACUGGACUUACAAUCAUAGCUGUGCUUCGGUGUGUACUUCGAGACCCAUCACUUCAACUGGCUUCAACAAAAAUUGACCUCGAUCUACUAGAGUCCAUGCUGCAAGCGAGACCCGGUGUUCGACGUGCCAGUCAGCAGCACAACGAUAGCCUUACGUUUACCGGAAUCAAGGGUGGGAGACGAGUGUCCACAGGCAUGAUCGAUGCCACGAGACACCAAGUCUUCUUUCCACGUCGAAAUCUGGCCACUGAAAAAGUUCUUGAGGAGGAGGAGCAUGAGUCCGGCGAUAGCGAAAGUGAGGAAGAUAUCGAAACGCGGAGGACUAAAAGUGCAUCUGAGGCCGAUAAAUUGAGAAAAUUUUUAUUUUCUGAGGCCUCUAGGGGCAGUAGUAAGGAGGGAAUCAAGAACAUAUCCCAUGAUAUAGUGAAGGAGGCAGAGGAAUUGGCUAGGAAUGCGUCCCUAGAAAACAGAUUCGAUCCACUGACAAUUGAGGAAGAGAGCAGAGACAAUUUAAAAUUACUUGGGCACUCCAGAGAAAUUGGUAAUGGCAAAGAACGUGAUGAAGAGAGUGAAGAAGGAGGAGAAACGGAGGAGGAGGGAGAGGCGAAAGGCGAUGAAAAAUACUCCUUUUCUAAAGCAGACAAAUCGGCUCUUGUGGGGCUUAGCCCGAUGCAUGCUGUAAAAAUGAAGCAAGCAGAAUCAGGAACGGGGAAGCAGGUCAUCGCGAGUGAAUUUAUCUUUCCUAUCACAAAUGCUGGUUCACCACUGAUGACCUUCUUUGGGAACAAGGAGAAUCAAAGUGCUGUCGUGCCAGAUCUCUCAAUCAUCAAGAGCCGUUCUGUUUCAACCUCUGCACCCAACCGAACCAGCUUAACCCGACAACAGAGCCGCGUGAGUUACACCUGUGGCACACCGACGUAUCGUCGAGCACCAAGAGCCGGUGCUAUCAUCACUUCCGCGCGACUCUCUAGACGAAGGUCAAGCAACUGGGCCGCGGUGAAAGCCUUUGCCAUAGCAACUGCAGCCAGCAGUUCGACACGCAUGUCCCAUCAAAGACGCAUAUCUGCUAUCCACCGAUCUCCAAUGUCAACAGCAGCAAUAACAGCAAUAACAACAUCUUCCAUAACACCUACAACUGCCGUAGCUUCUACAUCUCACUUUGGUGAAACACCACCAGUGACGACCAUGGCAUCCGUCGCAAAUUGGAUGACACCGAAGGAAGAAUCCCCGUUUCUGCGAUUAACGACAUCGAGUGGAGAAGGAGGAAGAGAGGAGAAGGUGGCGAGCAUGACAGUAUUGAGGGUUUUGAACGUGGCACGGCAUUGGAUUACGAAGUAUCCCGAGGAUUUUGACGGCAAUGCUCAACUCAAGUCCAAAAUGCAGGUUCUGCUGGAGGAAUUACUUCGUAAUCCUCGCCUAAACGUUUCAAAUCGCAAGGUUCCAUCAAAGGAGAACUUCGAUAAAAUACCAGCAUUAGAUAUUGCGGAGGAGUUAACCUACCUCGAUUUCCACAUUUUUCGCUCAAUUAAAACGCAAGAACUACUGAACCAGGUAUGGAUGAAAGAUGGAAAGGAGACCAAGGCGCCCCACGUGAUGCUGGUGACAAAACGCUUUAAUGAAGUCAGUAAACUGGUUGUUUCGGAAAUUAUUUCCCGCUCAGAAAUUCCAGAUCGUGCAGCCUGUAUUGAAAAGUGGAUUGCAAUUGCUGACAUCUGUCGAUGUUUGCAGAAUUACAAUGGGGUGUUACAAAUUUGUGCAGCCUUGGAAAACAGUUCUGUUCACCGCCUGAAGGCAACCUGGGAGGUGGUUGCUAAACAGUCUAAGCAGUCGUUUGAAAAACUCCUCACUUUGGUGGCUGCAACCGCGAGGUUUAAGAAUUUGCGUGAACUGCUCCAUCGCUGCGACCCACCAUGCAUACCGUAUCUGGGCAUGUAUCUGACGGAUCUCUCCUUCAUUGGAGAGGGCGCAUUGGAUAUUACUGAGCACGGCCUGAUAAAUUUCUGCAAAAUGAGAAUGGUCGUGGACUACUUACUAGAUCCAACUCGAUUACUAAGCGAUGACCAAACAUACGAGGCGUCGUUGAGCAUUGAGCCGAGACGACCUUUCACUACCGUCUUGCACUUGCUGAAGAUCAGUGUUCUCUUCUUUGUGCCUCUGGAGUCUGCUGCAAUGGGCAUCUGCUGCGAAUCGGGCACUUCUUGCUGUCCGCGAGGCACCGUUUGCGACUCCGAUGGUUAUUGCACAAGGAUCCAGUCCGGAUUCUUUGCCUUCAUGAACUUUUUCGCUCCACCCCCACCUCUAUCUCAGAUUCCUACUGAAAACCCGCCUACAACACCGGCGACAAAAACUGAAGCCAGUUUUGAAUCGUGUCCUGCGACUUGUGGAGAUCUCUGCUGUCCUUUCGAAGGUGGCGUCUGCUGUAACGACGGCGAGCAUUGCUGUCCGCCUGGUUAUGAAUGCGACAUUUUAACAAAGUCAUGUCGCCUUUCUCCCAAAGACGAGUUAUCCUCGAUCUCAGAUAGUCGAGUAUGCCCUCUGGUAGACUCGGGAUGUCGCAACACUGAUACCUGCUGCGUUAUGUUCGAUGGUACUAUGGGGUGUUGUCCUUACGAGGAGGCAGAUUGCUGCGCAGACGGUUAUCACUGUUGUCCGAGAGGUACACACUGCACCAGUGACUCGGAUGGAUGCGUGCCCAGAUCGGGUGCUUGGGUGAAUCCCUUCGAGCCCUCCAAUUAUUUAAUCGGUCGAAAGCGUGUCAAGUGUUCGGAUGGGAAGUCUGCCUGUCACAAAGGCUCCACCUGUUGCAAGACUGUGGGAUCUGGCGCCCCCUUUGCGUGCUGUCCAUUUGAGAAUGCCGUUUGUUGCAACGAUGGAGAGCACUGCUGUCCUCAGGGCUACCUCUGCGACUCUAGGAACGGUGGUUCUUGCGUCUCACUAUCCACCAUUCCGAUCAUCCCCGUUGUCUCGGGGGAGGCUUCGAAACACCCCGUAGAAGAAACUGUGAUGUGUGAUGAUAGCAGUUACUGUGAGGGUCCCAAUGCCACCUGCUGCCAGUUGGCCGACGAUUCUUGGGGCUGUUGUCCGUUUUUGGAUACCACUUGUUGCUUAGAUCGUGAGCACUGCUGUCGCAACGGUUACUCGUGUGCCUUCAAUCAAUGCCUCAAAUCUGACUCGAGUGGUGACCUUUUAACACCUUGGAAGUUCAAAAAAGCAGCAAAGUUUGUCACUUUCGACAGUAUCGUUUGCAAAGACGGCGUAACUAUAUGUCCGAGCAAUACGACCUGCUGUCCGAUUGAUGACAACUUUUAUGGGUGCUGUCUGUGGCCUAAUGCCGUGUGUUGUAAGGACCGUAAGCAUUGCUGUCCAUCCUCGUAUGAAUGCGACACCACCUACAAUGCCUGCGUCCGCAGUGAUGAUGCCUCAUCUACCAUCCGGGCGAGCUCAGAAAUCCUACCAGCUCUGACGAGCAAGUAUCUUGGGGCCUGCUUUCCUAAAGCAACGCCUUGUUCCGGCAAUGGGAAGACCGGUUGCUGUCCCCUCGAAAAUGAUUACGGUUUGGAAGCCAGAUUGAGAGUAAAAUCUGACUACUCUCUAACUGUCCAUCUAGUCGGUGGACCUGGUGAUUCAAUGAAUGGUUCAACUGCCAACCCGGUCAUUCGUCUCCAGUCAAUCAACCCAUCCGGUUGGUUUUUUGACUCGUCGAUAGCCGUCUGCUGCUCGGACGGGUUGCAUUGCUGUCCGAAGGACUCCGUCUGUACCGCCAGUGGUUGGUGUUUGAUGGAGGGUGAUAAAAGCUUGACAGACGGUUUCCUUCGAGCGCCGCGUCUCCUACCGAGGAUUUUUGAAGCAGAUCGCCUUAAUCUUACGUUUGAAGUGGUGGUGGGUGGAGGCUUCCUUUUUGCAGCGAUUGUGGUACACACGCUUCACUCGGUUCUUGUCUACGUCUGUUUUUCACAUGUGGGGAAAUAUCUCCGAUGUUCCGAGUUGUUACCAACUACUCUCGUUGUGCCUGCACUUGGAACCUUUCAGGCACCGAACCGGGUAAUCAAUGAGUCGGACGUCGAUGCAGGCGGAUGUUUACCGACGGCGUGGAGGGUGGAGACGCCGCAAGCGCGUACACGCCUGAUGGGUGGCCCACGGGGUCAGCUUGUGCCGCGCGGUCGCUUCACCCACACGACGUUGGAAGCUAUGGCGGACUCUGGGAAGGAUCCUUGCCAAAAUUCAUCAGUAGGAUCUCAGACGGCUUAUCCAAAACUGAGUGAAGAUGCAAAAGUGUCAGGAAGAGUCAGCAACGAAACGGUGUUCAACACCAACUCAGACCUGCUGUUCCAAUGCCCCUCCACUUCAAAAUUGUUGUCCAACCUUGAAGUGUCAAUUUUCGAAGCCCACUUGUACAAAACCUCCAUCUUCGCCCUGUUGCCCCAGCCCCUGUCCACCUCCACCCCCGUCGCAGGCGUGCUGUCCAAAACAACCACCCGUUUGCCCGCCACCUAA